AUGCGCCCACUCAUUCGGUUGCGACCGAGCCUCUACCCUCGGCCUAGCAUCACAAGGGCCGUGAGAUUGCCAUCAACACAACCACGAUGGCUUUCAGCUACAGUAAAGCGCAAUUGCUCGUGUGCUGAUGCCGCCAACGGUCGACCCGCAGCUCCGACAUUAUCUCCCAACGACCAUCGAGCUAUGGGAACGACCCAGGAGCUUUUCACCUCGUCCAUCUACACCCCCGGCUCCCCCCUCUUCCUUCCGAAUGGCACGCAUGUUAUCAACAAGCUCAUAUCCUUCCUCCGCGCCCAAUACUUGCAAUACGGCUUCCGCGAAGUCUUGACCCCGACCAUCUACAAACGAUCCCUCUGGGAGGUAUCAGGUCAUUGGCAGAAUUACAAGGAUGAUAUGUACGAAGUGACAGGUCGUGGAGCAACCGGAGAGACAGAAGGCGAAGUCGGCGAAGACGAAUCGUACGGCCUUAAGCCGAUGAACUGCCCGGGUCAUUGUCUGCUAUUCAAAUCGCAGAACCACUCAUACCGUGAGCUGCCAGUGCGCUACGCCGAUUUUAGCCCGCUGCACCGGAACGAAGUCUCUGGCUCAUUGACUGGUCUCACCCGCGUCCGUCGCUUCCACCAGGAUGACGGCCACAUUUUCUGCCGACCGCAGCAGAUCAAGUCGGAGAUUGCGUCGGCAUUAGGAUUCGUGGAUAUGGCGAUGAAGACAUUCGGACUCGGGCCUUAUCGAUUGGUGCUUUCCACUCGACCGGAGACGGAUUAUAUUGGAAGCAUUGAGAUGUGGGAUAAUGCCGAGGGACAGCUGCGCGAGGCGCUGGACAGUACAGGGCGCGAGUGGGCAUUGAAUGAGGGAGAUGGUGCCUUCUACGGACCGAAGAUCGAUAUCCAACUUCAGGAUCAGGCGGGUAAAUACCAUCAACUCUCGACCAUUCAGCUUGAUAUGAACUUGCCUCGACGUUUCGAGCUUGAGUAUCAGGUUGCUGAAGGUGAAGAGGACUAUAACCCAGCCACUCCCGGCGUGGCUACGCCUGUCUUGGUGCAUCGCGCUAUCUUUGGCUCACUCGAACGCUUCCUGGCCCUCUUGAUCGAGCACCAUGGUGGCCAUUGGCCCUUCUGGCUAUCCCCUCGCCAAGCCAUUAUCUUAACUGUCAACCAGGAUGACGCAGUCGUGCGACAGGCGCAGGAGGCAGCUGCCAAGUUUUCUGGAUUCCGCGCCUUGGUGAGCGAUGGUAAUGCGACCCCACCGCGUCCAUUGUCAUUGUCCGACUCUACUUUUCUGGUCGACGUCGACAGUAGCGCACAAAGUCUAGGCAAGAAGAUCCAGCGAGCCAAACAGAUGAAGUAUAACCUGAUCUUUGUCCUUGGGCCUCGGGACGCUGCCGGUGGCGGCAUCACACUCGAUCUCAGUGGACAGAUGCAAGGCAAGACCGAUGGCGAAGGUCAGGACUUCCAUACACUAAUCUGUGAACAGCUUGGGGAAGAUGCAUUGCAGAACCCUCGGGCAGUGAAAUUGCAGGUGGACAAGGUGCACCAGUUGCUGGUGCAGCUUGAAAAGAGCUUCUUAUGA
Messenger RNA from Penicillium atrosanguineum, 1569 nucleotides. RefSeq names its product threonine--tRNA ligase MST1. Gene Ontology annotation, molecular function: ATP binding; threonine-tRNA ligase activity. The transcript has a single exon. Bases 1 to 1569 code for a protein of 522 amino acids. Gene Ontology annotation, cellular component: cytoplasm. The record is from RefSeq and is a predicted model, not a curated record. Gene Ontology annotation, biological process: threonyl-tRNA aminoacylation. NCBI's taxonomy places the organism in Eukaryota, Fungi, Ascomycota, Eurotiomycetes, Eurotiales, Aspergillaceae.